ACUCAACAAGAAGUGGUGGGGACUUCUCACUUAGUUUCACCUUAUUUACAUGGUCAUAAUAUAGCUAGUGAAGCAGCUGCAUUGGUAUUUAGCUUCAAGGCAGCUAACCGUGACCCGCUGAAGUCUCUAGAGCAGCUGUCAGGAAAGAUCUCGCCAGCUAAUUUAGAUACACAAAGAAAAGCCUUGUCACUGGGAAAACUGUCAUGCCCAUUGCCACAAUGGACAAAUCAGGGCCAAAUGCUGAUGUGGAGAUGACUGUUGUGAGUGAUGAUGACACUGACAAGGGUCAUCAUGUUCAUUUUUCUGAAGACACGGAUGAAUUAGGUAACACAGCUAUAACCAUUAAAGAAAAAGCAGUAGGCUCUGAUUAUGAAGCUCAUGUUGGCUUCCUGCAGCUUUCCCAUCGGUAUCAGAUUUCUGUCAUUUUACCACUGAAUGAUGCCAGUGAUGGAUACGAAAUAGGAGACUUUCGCAGCGUUUAUUGCCAUGCUGAAAGCCUACAGGAAAUCAAAACUGGUGGACUUGAGGUAACAUUUCAAUUGUUAGCUCAUAAAGAAAAGUUGAUGCGGGAGAAGAUAAUCUUACAGAGGCCCACAGGGGGUGAACUCAAGCUUACUAUUCUUGCUCGAGUUUUAGGUAAAGGAAAAGGAACACCAAUGUUACGUGACUGCAUAAAGUGCAUCAGUGUUGAGCAUGAUGAUGAGUCGGAAGCCUCUGACUGGCAAGGCUUCACCUAGGUGUUCAAGUACUGCACACAACUUUGCUCAGAUUCUCCCAUAAUUUUGCUGAGAAUUCAUCCCAUAAUUGUGCCAAGUAUUCUCCUCUUAUUGUUAUUUUUAAGGUCUGUAUUUUGUAUUAUGUUCCAGUAGAAGUACUAUGUAAUUGUAUCCUCAUCUAUAAUAUGUUGGUUGCAUAUUAGCUGCAACUGUAUAGAAUAAAUUAUUGUCUUUUAGACAUUUCCUAAUCUGUUAUAUAAAACUUAUUUUCCCAUUCCCAAUCAAGUGGUUAUGUAAUUUCAACUCAGCAGUCUCUUAUGGUUAUACAUUACUUACCUUAAUUCAUUAUUAUGAGUUAGUUGCUCAGUGAUAUUUUGAAAUAAUUUUGAUGAAUUAUCUUGGAAUUCUUGGUAAGAAACUAUAGUACAAAGACAAUCUAACAUUUGCCGAGAGUUAGGUUCCUAAAAGUUCAUGAAGAUUAAAAAAUCUGAGACCACCAUUAGAUUCUGUCUGAGUGGAGACAGGACACACAUUGCAGGACAAGCCUUCAUUGGGAAAAAUGUUAAUCUUAAUACUUGUAAUAAAGAAUGACAAGACAGAAAUUAGGUAGGGGUGUAGGAGAUCCAGUGAGCACAUGUUCAGUGAAAUCCUAUAGUUGGUUUUCAGUUUAGAGGUCAUGUACCAGUCCAAAAUAAAAUGGGCACUAUAGAAAAACUACAAGUAAUGAAAGCAGGGAACCCUUGAGCAAAAAGGUUGAAUAAUAAAAGCAUGUGAAUUUAAAUGGUCUUGAAUUCCAUGGCUUGAUUGUAUGAUGUUUCAUAAUGCAGCUCCCAUGCAUUUAGGACAAAGAAUAAAUUCAUGGAAAAAUUGUACUCUUGGUAAAAAUUAAAGCAGUACAGAGAGGUAAUGCAUAUAAUAAAGCUGAGGAUAGUUGAAGUACAGUAUGUAUGUACCAUACAUCAUAUUGAAAAUAAUUUAAUUUAAUUGCUUAUAUCUCUGCAACCAAUAUGCAUAUUAUUUUAAUGCAUAAAAUAAUAGCAAUAUUAUUUUCACAAAUAAAUACUCUUGUUUAUAAUCUGUUUACAGUUUAGCUAAGCAGUCUGUCACAGCUUACAUGCGGAGCUAGGAUUACCCAUGAGGUUUGUGCAGUGAUUAAUACUUUGGUAGUGCAUAAACAAAAUAGAGGAUAAAAUAGUUGAACACUAUUAAUAGGGCAUCUUCCAGGUCAGGAGCUUUGAACAGCAGCAAUGCCAUUAAGUUAGAAAUCAUAUUUUGUGUUAAAAGAGCUUAGACCUGUUAAUUUUUAUAUAAAAGGAUGACUUCCUUUUAAAACUGAGUUGUCAUUACAUAGUUUGCUAGGGAGAAGUGAAGCAUUUCACCUUCACUAUAAAAGUCUAAUCCAUAUAGUAGAAUUUGCAUGAGUUAUAUACAGUAUACACAAUAUAUUUGUGUUGUUUUAAGUACUGUACUACUUUUCCAGCCUAUUCUUGCACCAUGUGUGAAAAAUGUUCCAAUUUAAAAGUUUCCUGGCAUUCUUCAACCAUCUUGUUGCCUAAUGUAUUUUGGCCAUUUUUUAAUUAUACUUAUUGUAGAUAAUAUGCACCUAUAUAGAUUUUAGUGAAGUAACUUAACCCAGACUAACCUUACCUAAAAUAAAGAAAAUGGUGUAUGAAAAUUUGCAAGAAGCGUUAGGAAACUGAUGUUGGGCACCAUGUUAGGAAACUGAUGUAGGGUAAGUUGAGAGUAAGUUGCUACGUAUAUAGCAAGUUAAGUAUUUACUGUAAUGUUUUUACUAGGAGUCAUCACGCAAGCCAGUGUCUUGUAUUCUUUAUACAGAUACUAUUUCAAUUAAGUAAACCCUUGAUAUAAUGGAAUAAUAGGGAGGGGCAAGUGGAUGGUAAUGGCUAUUGUAGUAGGUAGAAAAAGAUUGUUCAUUGUGAUAGUAACAAUAACAGACAAUUCUGUAGCCAUUGGACUUUGUCCGUUGUUUCUGAGUCGAUUGACCCAGCAAAUUUUGCUAUGUAUUUCCAAAGUCCAUGGAGGUUCAUUAUAUCGUGGGUUUAUUUUAAUAAGCACAAUGUGUGAGAUUGCUUGGAUAUAUGGAGUUGUUGUGGAUUGCUAAGUGAGGGUUUAGGAGGGAAGGUUUUUGACUAGAGCAUGGCAGUUCAUUAUAGUAGAUUCCUUCAACAUUCCCAUGGGGUCUUUGUCUAUAGCUAAACUAAUUGAAUACAGUAACUGUGAUGCAGUUGUAUUGAGCUAAAGUAAAAGUCCAGUUGUUUUUUGGAAGUAGUCUGUUGACUAAUUUUAAGCAGAAAUUUAUUAAAUUAUCAAUAUUGAUGUAACAUAUUUUUAUAUAAAAAAGAAGCAUACACAUUAAGGUUAUACUAAUGAAUCUGGUAUCCAGAUAGUAUAUAUAAUCUAUCAAGAAUGAGUACAUUAGUCUGUUGUUGAAUCUAAUCUAACAGUAAGAUAAUUAUUCAAGAACUAAUACAUUAGUUUGAUGUUAACCCUAACCUAAGAGAAUUUCGUGUUGAACCUAACCUAACAACUUAAUCAAGGAUUAGUACAUUAGUCUAAUGUUGAAUGUAAAUACAUAGAAUAACUCAGGUCUCUUCAUGACACCACUCACACUCUUUGUGGACACUUGUCAUAUUGAUAUUUUUAUGACAUAAGUGUACCAUUUAAUCUCAGCCAUAAAUCAAAUAUUUUUUGCCCAGUGAUGUAUAAUAAUGGCAGUGAUGUACAAUAAUGUCAGGAGAAAAGCUGUAAUUAAUUUUGGAAUGCUGGACAGUACUAUACUGUAGAAUAUGUAUUAGUUUUGCAGUCUUUUAUACAGCAUACCAGUUCACCGUAUUUGGAAUAUAUCUUCACACUAUUGUAUAUUUAUCUCAUUUUCAUUAAAAAUAUAUACAGUAAUUCAUGAAAAUAUGAUAGGUUAUCUCCUCAAUUUUAAUGGUUUAUAAUGUUUGAAAACUUUAAAUAAAAAGUACUCUGUAAGAAUGAUGAGAAAUGCCAGUAGCACACUGCAGUUGGAUACAUUAUAUACAUAAUGUAUAAAAGAUUGAGAGAGACGUGCUGAUCACAUUUUUGGACUACAAGUUCAUAUUUAACAUUUUCUGAUUUUUGGAGUAAUUUCUGUGAUUUGUGUUUUGCUGGUAAAAUGCCUAAGAGAAAAGCACAGCUUAUGGUAAACCUCAGUGCAUGGGAAUCUACAAUUGGCUUUUGCAAAAUUAUUUUGUUUCAGAUUCGAUAUCUAAAUAUCAUUUUGCUCUGGUGGAUAUUGACAUUAAUAAGAAUGACCAGAACAGAAAGAUUUAGACUUGGUGAAACCAACGAGGACAUUUUAAAUGAAAUCUUAUGGUAGUUUUCAAUUUAAUGGUCACACCCACAAAAAUGGGUGCAUUUGGAAAAAUGAGAAUCAAAUUUAUUCAUGGAUUACCCACCCAUAAAAAAGUUGGAUGAAAAAAUUCCUUUAAUUGUGAGCCCCUGUGAGUUUGUGGGGUUGACUGCACUCUGUGCCCUUUUCUUAUAACUGGAUUGAGCUAUGGUUGAGAAUAUGUGGUAGUACUUUCAUCACCUUAUUUGAUUCUUCAUUUGCUUGUAAUUUUUUCCUUAUUCGUGCAUUAAUUAAAGUACUACAGUGGUACCUCGAGUUAUGAACUUAAUUCGUUCCAGAAGGCUGUUCGAGUGCUGAUACCAAACGAAUUUGUUCCCAUAAGGAAUAAUGUAAAUUAGAUUAGUCCAUUUCAGACCCCCAAAAAUACACUUACAAAAAUACACUUACAUAAUUGUUCGGGUUGGGAGCUGUUCAAAACUCGAGGUAUCACUGUACUGUAUAUCUGUUUAAUAUAAUGACAAACUAUUGAUGUUUUUCUGUGUAAUGGUUUAUAAUAGUAUAGAGUUAUUGAUGUUGUGUCACAAUAUAGAGAAGUGGUUCCCAAACUGGUGUACACAUUCCCAGGGAUGCACAAGGUCUUCUGAGGAUGUACGAGAAAAAUCAUGUAAUGGUGGACUGUAUAUUUUAAGGAUUUCAAUGAGCACAUUUAUCUAGUGGUGGGAUAAAACUUAGGCUCAUUAUGGAAUUAUCAUCACAACUGACUAAUGAACAAAAUGAAUACAAUUGAUUGAAACUCAGUGUACCUCUGAUCUUUGCUGGUUUGGAAUCUGAUAAGCACAGUGCAGUAACUGUUAGUGAUUCUGGGGAUUAUCUUCUCAAGGUCUCAAACCAGGCCUCCUAGGUUGGAAAGGAAAUAUUAUAGGAUUAAGAAGUAGGGUAUUAAAAACACACAGGAAAGUAAAGGUAUGUGUACAGUACAUGUAUAGUAAAUGUAAGUAGAAGUUUGUAAGAUUUACCUGUCAUCUUACAUGUUUAUGAGACAGGAUGAAAAGAUCAGCAAUCCUGCCAAGGUGUACAUCAUUUAACAGGUUUCCAUUUCACAUACAUUUAACAAGCUGAUUUUACCUGCCUGGAUGGAUGCUCUCUUCCAACCUACUACCUAUGAUUAAGUGAAAAUGUGACCUGUUUCUCCUUUAGUUUUCAUCUCCCACCAAGAUAGGGUAACCCAAAAUAAGAAACACAUUCACCAUCACUCAUUCAAUAACUGUCUUGCCAAAAGUGUUAAUUGUUACUGUCAUGUAUUAAUGUAAAUAUGUAUAUUAUUAUCUUAUAUUUUCAAAUGUGAUAUUUGCUACAGAGGAGGCUAGCAUUGCCAUCAGUGCUAGUAUUAAAGAGGGCCAAAGAGAUGCACAGGAACAGUGAAAAGGGGAAACAAAAUGAAUUGGUAUCAUUUGACCUGAGGUUUACAUAGAUUGGUGAUACCAAAAGUAAGUCCACAGGUUCUAGCUAAGAGCUGUCUGAAGCCCUCUUAUUUACAUUGCCACCUACAAACUAGAUAUAAAAAUAUAUAUAAGACAUGCCAGUGGAUUGUUUCAAAUGUAAUUUGGAAUGGUUAAGAAAACUAACCUACUUUACAGAAUUUUUUUCAGCUUUGAAUGAACUGAAUUUAAGUCUACAGGAUGUUACUCCUACAGUGUUCAACACAAGAUAUGGGUGAAGCAUUGAUAAAAAAUUAUAUUCUAUAUUUAUCAUAUGCUUUCCAACUCUAGAAGAAUUUAUUGAAACAAAUUAAAUUGUCAUGGAUGAGCAUGUAAAAGGCCUCAAAACUGAACACCUCAAGCACCUGAGUCAUCAUCUAUGGAGGAACUUUUUACCUUGAAACCUAUCUCAAACCUCAAUAUGCAGUCCAUUUCAAGUGUCUUCCCUUCCCCUACCUCUAAUUUCAUGAGCAGGAGCAACUAAUGGAGUUACUGUCUGAUGGGGGACUGCAAAUACAGUUCAAACAAAAAUCACUUUUUGAUUUUUGGACACAAGACAUGGAUAUUUAGAUUUAUCUAAGCUAGCCUUGAAAAUAUUGAAGCACUUUGUCAUGACAUAUCUAUACUAGGCCAGUUUUGCACCUCUCACAGCAUUGAAGAAGAAAAAAUAUCACCAAUGGAUGGAUGCUGAAAAAAAUAUACGAGUGAAACUCCUUACUUGCUCCCAACUUUGCUGUUCUGUGUACUGAAAUGCAGGACCAUCCAUUGCAUUGAUAGGUAAGUUUUUAUUGUUAUUGCUAUCCAAAAGAUGUCAUAAAAUUGUUUGUGUGAAAUAUGCACAAUUAUCCUUCAGUACAGCUAAAGGUGAGGGAGAGUGCAAGGACUUGGUCAUUGUUUGGAAAAGGUACACUGAUACAGAGAAUUAACUUUAUCAACCCAAUUUGCAUUGAUAUGCAUUUGCUAUAUGGUUUUAAAUGCUGUAUCAAUUUUAUCAUUUUUUUUUUAAUAUUAAAUGCUGCAGUAGGCUGUCAUUAUACACAGAGGUUGCAACACCUUACAUGUGGCAGUUUGUGUAAUAUUCAAUUUAAUAUUUAGACAUUACCCCCUAUAAUAAAGAAUUAAGUAUCAAUACUGUACAGGGAUAAAAGUCAGUUGCCUUCAUCAGCAUUGUAACUAUUGCCACUAUGCAUCUACAUGUUUCAUAGCACUGUACAGUACUUUACAUACUGCUAUUUGCUCUUACCUCUUAAAAUUCACCAAAUAACAUUGCAGUGUGUAAUGUCAGAUUGCCAGCUAUGUCCUCAUUUUUUUCCAUGCAUUCCAAGAAAAAAAUUAACAUUUGCCCAAAGAAAACAGCUCUUUAAAUAAAUUUCCAUCACUUUAUUUUUGUACAGUGCUUUGUUUACUUUGGUAAUUGAGCUUUGGAAGUUGUUGUUAGGUUUAUUGACUAUACUGUACAGUGCUCAACAGUCAUUAAGUAUGCAGAUUAUGUACACUGAUAUAUAUACACCCAGGGCCCCUGGGCAACAGGCAGUUGCCCAGGGGUUCCCACAUUUUAGGGGCCCCUUACAAAAAAAGUAGCCUAUACUACUAGGAAAAUUAUAAUUUAUAAUGGAUAAUUAAAAAUGUACCAUAAUAGCAUCAGUCUUCUGAUGUUUAAAUAGCGUGAUUGAAACAAAUUACUUGAUUCUCAAAUGUGUAUGGAUGAUAGUAAGGAAAUUAUGGUAUGAUGGGCCAAUUUACAAAUCUAAGGUUCUUUAAUGAUCAAGUAUUACCAUCUGUUAAAAUAACCUUUUCAAGACCUUGAACACUAAGUAGUACCACAUACCUACACUGUGUGAGCCAUGCUCAACUUUUGUGUUCAAACUAGGAAAUUCUGUAGCUACAAAAUAAAUAGUAAUAUUAAUGUAGUAGGAUUAGCAACAAUAAUGAUAACAAUAAUAAUAAUAAUAAUAAUAAUAAUAAUAAUAAAUAUAGCAAUAACAGUCAUAAUAAUAAUAAUAAUACUUUAAUAAUCACAAGAGUGAUUGGGGGUUUCCCCCACAAACUGCCCAGGGGCCCCUACGUGAGUAAAUCUAGUUCUGUAUACACCUCUCAGUAUAUACAUACAGUACUUUAACCUCUAAUGUAGGGAGAAAAGCAAACUCGAUAUAAACACCCAGAAAUACACUUUUUAGUGUAUACAUUCUCAAGCAUUAGGAGAGGUAGCCAGGAAUGGAAGCUCAUCACAUAUGUAUUUGUACCAAUUUACAACUUGCUGGCACAAGUGACUUAUGAAAUCUUUUUUUGGGUUUGGACAAAUCUAAAUAUUUUUAAUGAAAUACAGGUACUGUACAGUGAAAUCCCACUUGUCCAAGGUACCUGGUGAACCUGAAGUUCUUCCUGCUUUGAUGCUGAUAGACUUUGAUCUGAGGAAUUGGUGCUGCUUUGCCCUUUCUUGGAUCAAACCUGAUUGUCUCCUAUUUCCAGAUGUUGUAUGAUCCCAGUGGGUUUAAUGCUUCCCCAUGAAUAUAAUAAUAAUAGUAAUGCAAUGAUUGCUUGUUUAUCCAGAUAAAGUAUCAUUUAUUUAGCAGAAGAACUUUCCUUAUGCCAAACUCAUUUGCCUUUGCAGUCACACACAUAGGCAUACAAAAUCAAACAAAUAAAAAUAAAAUUACAAUAUUAUUCUUCAUUGUCUAUAAAUUAGACACAUGUGCAACUCUUGGGUAUCUUUACUGAGGAAACGUUUUGCCACACAGUGGCUUCAUCAGUCCAUACAAAGGAGAAUGGUGAAGAACAGGAGUUUGAGGUAAUCAGUCCCUCAGCCUUGAGUUGAUGUGGUCAAUCCAUCAAUCUUGAAAAGAAUACAGCAUAUCUGUGGAGAAGUAGCUUAUAUACCAUAGGCAGGAGAGGUGCAGCAGUCAUAGGUGGUAUCACCUACGGUUUGCCACACAGUGGCAAAUGUUUCCUCAAUAAAGAUACCCAAGAGUUGCACAUGUCUAAUUCAUCAGCGUGUCAGUUCUUUGAACCAUUCAUUGACAAUUGUCUAUAAAAAUGAAAGCAAUGCAAUAUAUUUUUUUCUGGAAAAGAUGCUCGGUCCAUGUUUCUUAUUUUUCAAAUGUAUUCCAUACGGUCAAGGAGGUUAUCCUUAAGGAGGUCAAUAACAGUAGGAAAGUGACUGAUAUUGAUCAUUACUUCAUUACAGCCUAAUAUAUAUAGAAUAACUUGUCAAUCAUGGCUCAGCAUUUGCAAGGCAAAGUUUUGCUUUUACUGUACUAGACAGUAUAUUUUAGUUUAUUAAGCUACUAGUAUAAGCAUUUUUCUUAAUACAAUAAACUUGUAGUGUUCAUACUGCAUAUAGUUUUCAGAAGUCAAUACAGGUACUGCCUUUCAAAAAAGGAUUUCUUGAUGCUUGUGAAGAA
Molecule: messenger RNA, 8932 nt
Organism: Cherax quadricarinatus
Lineage: Eukaryota; Metazoa; Arthropoda; Malacostraca; Decapoda; Parastacidae
Product: adipose-secreted signaling protein
Source: RefSeq, a predicted model, not a curated record